AUGGAACAACACUUGUCACAUUUUGGUAUGUGGAAGAAUUAUACUAUAUGGACGGAACACGGUGAGGUGGAGGAAAAUAAUCCUACACUAGCGGAAUUUCGAGCAAGUUACAUUCAUGAAAUUGGGUCAUCUAGUGGUACUGCCGACCCUUCUAUAUACCCCGCUAUGAAUAUGCUACAUGAUGUUUUCCCGUAUGCUUCAAGAUAUGAAGAAGAGGCAAUUGAUGAUGAUGCCCCCAAUGUCAAUGAGCCAGUUGACAUGUCUAAUUAUGAGAAGUAUAGCAGGCUUCUCGAACAAGCCCAGACACCAGUGUAUGACGACUGUCCAGUUUCAGUUUUGAGUGCCAUCAUGUCACAGAUGCAUUUGAAAGUAAAGCACAGAACGAGUAAUGGACAUUAUGGAGACUAUUCAAAGUUUAUCAAAACUUUACUUCCUCCUAUAAAUAGACUUCCUAAGAGUCAUUAUAAGACAAAAAAGAUCUUGGGCGACUUCGGCCUUGAUUAUGUGAAGAUCCACGCCUGUAAGAAUAAUUGCGUGCUGUUUUACGGAGAUUACAAGGAUGCUAUCUACUGUCCCAUUUGCAAUGGGCCGAGGUAUGAUGAGGAUGCUUCUUCAGAUAAAAGGAAACCUGUUCCUGUGAAAGUUCUUCGUUAUUUCCCGUUAACUCCGAGAUUGCAGCGUCUGUACAUGUCAUCAGAGACUGCAGAGGAGAUGACAUGGCAUGGUCUUCCUAGGGAAGAUGACGGUGUUUUGAGACACCCCUCAGAUGGGGAGGCUUGGAAAUCUUUUGACGCAUCAUUUCCUGAUUUUGCGGAAGACGUUCGAAAUGUAAGGCUCGGACUAGCAACAGACGGGUUCAAUCCUAGCGGCAAUAUGACUCUGUCUCAUAGCAUUUGGCCUGUUAUUUUAAUGCCGUACAACUUACCACCAUGGAUGUGUAUGAAGAAGGAAUAUAAUUUUAUGGCAUUGUUAAUUCCAGGUCCCAAUUCUCCGGGAAAGUGUCUAGAUGUGUAUUUGAGAUCGUUGAUUGAUAAGCUAAAAGAAUUAUGGGAAAAUGGAAUCCCCACUUUUGACAGACAUAGUAAAACUUCAUUUAGGAUGAGAGCAGUCGUGAUGUGGACGAUUAGCGACUUUCCUGGCUACGGUAUGUUAUCUUCUCAUACCACUCAAGGGUACAAGGCUUGUCCCAUCUGCUUAGAGAACGUUGAUGCUAGUCGUCACGCGGACAUGAUUGUUUACCUGGGUCACCGUAGAUGGCUUCCAAUGAAUCAUGAAUGGUGGCUUGAUGCAGAUGCAUUCGAUGGCAGGGAAGAGCAUCGUGAACCACCCCCUAUUCAGUCUGGGGAUGAAAUUUUAUACAAGUUGAACUCUUUUGAUUUUGGAUAUUGGAGUAGUGAUAAAGAUGUCUUGGCCCAAAAUCCUGUGCGUCCUGCUGCACUUGACAAUUGGCAUCAUAAGAUGGUAAUCAGACCAUAUCUGCAUCGUGAUGUGGUGGAGCCGUUAGUAACAUUGUCUAGGUUUUGGCAGAGAUUAUGCAGUAGAGAGCUGAAGAAGUCAGAUGUUGUUGAAAUGAAAUCGGACAUUGUCUAUAUCCUAUGUAAAUUGGAGAGGAUCUUCCCCCCGACUUUCUUUUCGAUCAUGGUUCACCUCAUGAUCCAUCUUCCCGAACAAGUGCUUCUUACUGGUCCAGUACACUUUACUUGGAUGUUUCCCAUAGAAAGACAACUUGGUGGGUAUAAAGGUUUUGUUAAAAACAGAGCAAAGCCGGAAGGAUCAAUAGCUAACGCAUACAUUGCACAUGAGUGUGUAACGUAUUGCAAGUCAUAUCUCCAUAAUACAGACGGCACAGAGGGCCUCGACCCGGCAAGAACACCUACAUUCAACCUCUCAAUUGUCUCUGAAGAUAUAAGAAUGUUUGAUGCUCAUUUGGGACUUAUUCAACUUAAGUAUCAGAACAGGCAUGAAGAGAGGCAUAAGAAAACGUUUCCUGUAUAUUUCCUAAAAUGGGUGACGAGGAUGCAAGAACGUCAAGACAAGGAUUACUCUCCGCAAUUGCAUCAUUUGGCGUGUAUGCCACAAGGACAUAAUGUUUAUGCGGCUUGUGUAGUCAACGGUGUUAAGUUUCUCACAGAACGUCGAGAUCAACGCCGGAAGACACAGAACAGUGGCAUCAUGGUAGUGGGUAAGGAUAAUGUUGCAUACUAUGGAAUUGUUGUUGCCGUCAUCGAACUACUAUAUCCAGCAGGUAUGCCAUUUGUGUUGUUCAAGUGUAGAUGGUUUAAUACUGACCCAAAUUUUCCGAGGAGUAUGAAGAUGGAUCACGGGCUAUUAUCAGUGAAUACAUCCACAAGCUGGUAUGAGCAUGCCCCGUUUGUACUUGCCAUUCAAGCAAAACAAGUGUUUUAUCUUGAUGAUCCGAAAGCUGGUGGGGGUUGGAAAGUAGUUAACGUGAUGGAGCAUAAAAGUAUAUUUAACGCAACCACACUUCAAGGGGGCCGAGUAGAACAAAAUAUUGAGAAUAUGGCUCUUGAACCAUAUCAAGAGCCUUUAAAUUCUGACAUCCCCGACACAAGCACUAUUCUCAUCAACAACGACAUCCACUUCCCACAAGGCGAGUACAUUCCAAUUUCAGGUUUCAGAGUUCGAUUUCGGUUCUCUGCCGUACAUCCCACCUAG
This is a messenger RNA of Fragaria vesca subsp. vesca, 2676 nucleotides long. RefSeq lists its product as uncharacterized. NCBI's taxonomy places the organism in Eukaryota, Viridiplantae, Streptophyta, Magnoliopsida, Rosales, Rosaceae. The coding region runs from base 1 to 2676 and encodes 891 amino acids. The record is from RefSeq and is a predicted model, not a curated record. The transcript has 5 exons.